CCAAGAUGUCUCUGAACGAGCGUCAGAUUUCAGGUUGCUUCUUGUUCUCUGUGAUGCCCUCUCCCAUCUGUCACAACCAUCUCUGCUUACUGCUUGUUUUCCAUCCCUUCUGCCAUUUCUCAGUAACCUGAAGCUUUUGUCACUCCUGAAUUAAUGAUCCAACAUCAUUUCUGAGUUUCCAGUUCUUGCACACUUGUGGAAAACAAGGAAUAAUCCCAUAGGACCUGCCCUAAGUACCACUGCUUGCAUAAGGUUCCUGGGAUCUGGAGAUCCAGUCUUGAGAACAUGAAAUGCCGGUAAUGUGUAAUAAAGCUGUACUGAAACCCCCAUUUUAUUCGACCUUGAAGCUUCACUAACAUGCUGAAGAACAAACAGCCGAUGCCAGUCAACAUUCGAGCCACCAUGCAGCAGCAGCAGCAGCUGGCCAGUGCCAGAAACAGAAGACUGGCCCAGCAGAUGGAGAACAGACCUUCUGUGCAGGCUGCUCUCAAGCUCAAGCAGAAGAGCUUGAAGCAGCGCCUCGGGAAGAGCAACAUCCAGGCACGGCUGGGCCGGCCCGCGGGGGCCCUGGUGCGCGGAGCCAUGGGGGGCAGGGGCCUGCCCAUGGUGCAGAGAGGCCUGCCCCGAGGAGCCAUGCGUGGAGCCCGGGGGGCCAGAGCUCUGCUGAGAGGAGGACUCCCACUCAGAGGUCAGAGCCUGCUGCGUGGAGGACGAGGCUUGUCCCCGAGGAUGGGCCUGAGGAGAGGUGGCCUCCGAGGACGUGGUGGCCCUGGAAGAGGUGGCCUGGGCAGAGGAGCCAUGGGCCGUGGAGGGCUCGGUGGCAGAGGGCGUGGCAUGGCUGGCCGGGGCCGAGGCUUCGGAGGGCGCGGCAGAGGCCGGGGCAGAGGCAGGGGCUCGGCACGGCCUGCCCUGACCAAGGAGCAGCUGGACAACCAGCUGGAUGCCUACAUGUCCAAGACCAAAGGGCACCUGGACGCCGAGCUGGAUGCUUACAUGGCUCAGACAGACCCAGAGAGCAACGACUGAGGCUGGAGGCGCCAGAGACUUGUGGCUGAGCCGAGGGUGUGGCAGCGCUGCCCAGAAGCUACAAACACAGCCCCCAGAGGGACCCGCAGGGACCGGGCACAGCCCUGGCCUACCACACCCGGCCUGUAGUCUGUUGCUCCCGAGUUUUGAUACUCUCUGUCCUAAGAAACCCUUUUUUGGAUUGUUUUUUAUAGCUUUUUUUUGUUGUCCCCCACAUCCUCCCAGGUGACAAAGCCACUGCAGUGACCCUGACCUCUGCCUCCAGCAAAGUGCUCCUUGGUGCUGGGGUCACCCAGCUCUGUGCCUCUCCAGCUCAGGGGGUGUGUUUGGGGGGUCAGCUGUGUCCCCAAGUGUCACCAGUGGGGUUGAGCUCAUGGCCUGGGGUUCUCUGUAACCUAUCCUGAGGCCAAAAGCCUCCCAGCAGCCCGGCCAGGUUUCUGGUGUCACUCUGGCCACCCAACCCACCUUAUUUGCACCAAACCUUCUGUCUCCCACCCAAGCAUCCUCCUCUGCUGGUGGCCAGAGUUCAGGCCAAGCUCUUACAGCUUGCUGGUUGUCUUUUUUUUUUUUCAGUUGUUUGGUUUUUGUUUUGGGUAGUUUUUUUUUUUUUAGUUACUUUCGUUGUUUUUAGAUAAAAGUUUGGCUUCCUUUAGCAUUGCUGGAGCAGAUGGCACCGGUGGUUUGUGUGCUGCAAGAGAAGUGUUUAUUUAAAGCAAGCAGGAACGUGGAGCUAGAGCCAUGGCACCGACAGCCUGCUGAAACUCUCUCCUUUUCACCCAACAUGGGGUCCAGAGCUCAUCGUUUUCUGUCACUGUCACCAAACUCCUGUCCUGUGGGGCAGACCCUGCAGCCCCCUCCUGCUGCCAGGUCAGCUCUGGCCUCCCCCUCCUGGUUUUUUAAGUUCAACCAUUCUGUGACUGUUCCAGUUUCAAUGGAAUCUUGUAUUUCUGGUUUGUUGUAACAAAGGAGAAACAAUGAU
Molecule: messenger RNA, 2005 nt
Organism: Indicator indicator
Lineage: Eukaryota; Metazoa; Chordata; Aves; Piciformes; Indicatoridae
Gene: CHTOP
Product: chromatin target of PRMT1
Exons: 5
Coding region: 358-1026 (222 amino acids)
Source: RefSeq, a predicted model, not a curated record